This is a messenger RNA of Symbiodinium sp. CCMP2592, 1128 nucleotides long. The record is from the annotation of a GenBank genome assembly. Lineage: Eukaryota; Dinophyceae; Suessiales; Symbiodiniaceae.
AUGAUGGACCCCGAGGUGAGAGCCGUAGCUCGCCCUUGCAGGCUUUGCAUCGCCUCUUUAACCGCUGAUUCACAACAUGAUCGCAGUGCGAAUGCAAAGGCCAAGGCGGAGGCUGCUGGCCCGAAGAAGUCUGCUGCGCUUCCCUCAGAGGUUUCGCUUGCCAUUGAACGUCGUUAUCAACUUGCUUACUCGGCCGCAAAGGCCCACAGCAACGUCACAAAGGCCAGCAACGCCACGCCUGCCUCGGCGUGCCGCAAUGCCGUUCAAGGCGAAGCAUGCUACAACGCAGUCCUGUGGCACAAGUGGAUCGGAGUCGUCGAGAACCCUGGGGGCUACCCCCACGGUGUCUGGAGGGGUUCGAACCGCGCGACCAUUCAGCAGUGGCUCCACGACACGAAGCAGGCGGAGUGCCCGAAGCCGUGCUUCGACGAGGCAUAUCCCGUCCCAGCGAAGAAGGCCAAAGGGUCGCCAUCCAUCUAUUGCUUCUCAGUGGCCCGGGCGGGAACCGAGAUCGACACCAUGUACAUGCAGCGCCAGUCCGGGACUGGCAUCUUCGCCUGCGAUGGGCAUGCCGUCUACAGCAACACGAAUACCACCAUCGACGGCAUCAGGACGAUCCCUAUCGGAAAUACAGAUUCAGGACUGUCUGUAGACCACACGGCUGCGAAUUCGCAGGUGUUCAUGAGGACAUGGAUGACCUUAUUGAACAACAACGAGUGGUGGCACUACGACUUUAUCGCGAAGGUGGAUCCAGAUGCCGUGCUCUUUCCGGAGCGCAUGCGCGGUCACCUCAGCUGGCACGUUGGCCAGCCCGUCUUUUUCCUGAACUGCGCGAAGUGGCACCCGAUGAUGUACGGAGCUCUGGAGGUGUUUUCCAAGCAGGCCCUGGGACGUUACCUGGCGCAGCACGGGAAGUGCGAGAGCGGAUUGCCCUUCUGGUCCUGGGGUGAAGACAAGUACAUGGGCACCUGCUUGGAGAUCCUGGGAGUUCAGGCCCAGCCUGACUAUGGCAACUUCUUGCACGACGAACGCUGCUGGGGAGUGGACUGCGGCAACAAGGCCGCAGUGGCCUUCCAUGCGUUCAAGGCCGUGAACAGCUGGUACCGAUGCUUCCUCGCUUCGAGCUAG